Condylura cristata (star-nosed mole) is the source of this 4094-nucleotide messenger RNA. It is a transcript of the gene FNBP1L, whose product is annotated as formin binding protein 1-like. Gene Ontology annotation, biological process: signal transduction. The coding region runs from base 179 to 1837 and encodes 552 amino acids. NCBI's taxonomy places the organism in Eukaryota, Metazoa, Chordata, Mammalia, Eulipotyphla, Talpidae. Gene Ontology annotation, molecular function: protein binding. The record is from RefSeq and is a predicted model, not a curated record. The transcript has 16 exons.
GCAGCUUCUCAGUCGCGUCUUUCUCACUCACUGGGGAGCCCCGCGGUGGCGGUACCUUCGGAGCAGAGCUGCGGAGCCGCGAGUCAGCCACUCGCCAGAGGAGGUCGGACAGACUGACGGCAGAGCCGACAGACGGGCACGGGGACUGCUAGACGGCCGGCUGGCCUCAAGUUCCGCCAUGAGCUGGGGCACAGAGCUGUGGGAUCAGUUCGACAGUUUAGACAAGCAUACACAGUGGGGAAUUGACUUCUUGGAAAGAUAUGCCAAAUUUGUUAAAGAAAGGAUAGAAAUUGAACAGAACUAUGCGAAACAAUUGAGAAAUCUGGUUAAGAAGUAUUGUCCCAAACGUUCCGCCAAAGAUGAAGAACCACGGUUUACCUCGUGUAUAGCCUUUUUUAACAUCCUUAAUGAGUUAAAUGACUAUGCGGGCCAGCGCGAGGUAGUGGCAGAAGAAAUGGCACACAGAGUUUACGGUGAAUUAAUGAGAUAUGCUCAUGAUCUGAAAACUGAAAGAAAAAUGCAUCUUCAAGAGGGACGAAAAGCUCAACAAUACCUUGACAUGUGCUGGAAGCAGAUGGAUAAUAGUAAAAAGAAAUUUGAAAGAGAAUGUAGAGAGGCAGAAAAGGCACAACAGAGUUAUGAAAGAUUAGAUAAUGAUACUAAUGCAACCAAAGCAGAUGUUGAAAAGGCUAAACAACAGUUGAAUCUGCGUACACAUAUGGCUGAUGAAAAUAAAAAUGAAUAUGCUGCGCAAUUACAAAACUUCAAUGGAGAACAGCACAAACAUUUCUAUGUGGUGAUUCCUCAGAUUUACAAGCAACUACAAGAAAUGGAUGAACGAAGAACUAUUAAACUCAGUGAAUGUUACAGAGGAUUUGCAGACUCAGAACGUAAAGUUAUUCCUAUCAUUUCAAAAUGUUUGGAAGGAAUGAUUCUUGCAGCAAAAUCAGUUGAUGAAAGAAGAGACUCUCAAAUGGUAGUAGAUUCCUUCAAAUCUGGAUUUGAACCUCCAGGAGACUUUCCAUUUGAAGAUUACAGUCAGCAUAUUUACAGAACCAUUUCUGACGGGACAAUCAGUGCGUCCAAACAGGAGAGCGGGAAAAUGGAUGCCAAAACCACAGUUGGAAAGGCCAAGGGCAAAUUGUGGCUCUUUGGAAAGAAACCAAAGUGGUCGGUGAAGAUGGGCCCAGCACUGGAAGAUUUCAGUCAUCUACCACCAGAACAGAGACGUAAAAAACUACAGCAACGUAUUGAUGAACUUAACAGAGAGCUACAAAAAGAAUCAGACCAAAAAGAAGCGCUAAACAAAAUGAAAGAUGUGUAUGAGAAAAAUCCACAAAUGGGGGAUCCAGGGAGUUUGCAACCUAAAUUAGCAGAAACUAUGAAUAACAUUGACCGCCUGAGAAUGGAAAUUCACAAGAAUGAGGCCUGGCUUUCUGAAGUUGAAGGCAAAACAGGUGGGAGAGGAGACAGAAGACAUAGCAGUGACAUAAAUCAUCUUGUAACGCAAGGACGAGAAAGCCCUGAGGGAAGUUACACUGAUGAUGCAAAUCAAGAGGUCCGUGGGCCACCCCAACAGCAUAGUCACCACAAUGAAUUUGAUGAUGAAUUUGAAGAUGAUGAUCCUUUGCCUGCUAUUGGACACUGCAAGGCCAUCUACCCUUUUGAUGGACAUAAUGAAGGCACUCUGGCAAUGAAGGAAGGUGAAGUCCUAUACAUUAUUGAGGAGGACAAAGGUGAUGGGUGGACAAGAGCUCGGAGACAGAACGGUGAAGAAGGCUACGUUCCCACAUCAUACAUAGAUGUAACUCUAGAGAAAAACAGUAAAGGUUCCUGAAGAGGGUUUCUGAGGAAAUGGGCAAGAUGUUGAAGGAGGUUACAUGCAGCUGCUUUUAGGGGGAGGGUAUAGAGUUGUCAGGCUCAAACAGAGUGAGAGAAGCAAGUUGCAUGAGUUGCAUGCAGACAUGAUUAUUUUUUUACUAACUUCAUAAGCAUUUCCAUACAGUUUUAAAAAAACCAUUAUAAUACAAAUCCUUAAUUUUUUCAUUCACAUUUAUUCACAUGAAGGAGAAAAAGCCAACAAUGGCUAACCCUUUUUCUGUUUACUGAUAUCUGAAUCAGAAAGAAUGCAGAGCUGUCAUUAAAUUUGUUUUACAUUUGAUGGUCUAAACAGAACUGUCUCCAUCUCAGCUCUGCAUUAUUGGCUUUUAGACCCACUGUUUGUGAGAAUCCUUACCAUGACCCUUUGUCAGAGUCUGCCUGCGCCACCUCUGUGCUUGCUUAAACAUCCUGUUGCAUGUGUAGACUGACUGGGCUAGAUUUUUCAGGCAUGUCUUUAUAAUCCCUUGUUCCUGUCAAAGCCUUUGUUUUGUUUUACAUUUGUAGUGCAAACACUUUGUCAAACAUUUCCAGCACUAAUGUUUUCAUCCUAGUAUUUGUGUAUGCUGCUAUAACUUCCCCACUACCAAACAUUCCAGUUUUGGCAUUUUGAAGAAGUAGUUUGUAAACCUGAAGUAUUUAUGAUAAGAAAAAGAAAACAUCUCUGCUCUAGCCUACAGCCCAAUUGAAAGAACUCUUUGAAAUGUGAUACAUCUUCAGCACCUCAGUCUGGGAAGAAUCUAUAAUCAGCACUGAAAUCCUGGCAUAAUAAACACAGAAGAUACUCACCACCUCAAGACAAAGGACUGUUGUCAAAAGUCAGCUGCUUCCAUUCAAAUGCUGCCUUAAACUAGAGUGCCUAAAUCUGUUGAUUGCCAACACUACCACUACAGUACCCCACAAAGGGCUUUAUGUGUCAGCUCAGUGCGACCUCCUUUAGCUUGGCAGUGCCGCCACAGCUGCCAGUGCAGCCUUGGUAGGUGGCUUCUAAGAGCUCUACUGUGUUUGAUGGUGCAUCUUCAAGUUUAUGCAUCAAACUGUAAAGACAUGUUUGAGUUCAUUUUACUUCGUGUUUUUAUGGGAAAUCUUAUGGGGUCCCCCGCCUCUUAUUGCUCCCCAUUGUCUUCUAAUUUGGGGUUCUCAUUUGAUUAUUACAAUGAUAGUCUGUUUCCAAGUAAUGCUUUUGUUUGAACCAGUUAAAAUUUAGUGAAACUUUGUAAUGAUCUUCGUGCACUUUUACUUGUAAAAUGGAAAUUUCUGUAUGUUUAUACUUGUAAAUAUAAUUGUCAUUAGUGCCCCUAUUGCUUAUGUCCUGCCUCACAUUUGUGAUUCUGUUAAUGACUUGUAUCUUAACUAAUUUCUUAGUGGUGUUUAAUAGGGAGAGAUGGGUGGGGGUGGGGGGGAUUUGUACCAUGGAAUCUUCAUUCAUUUGGUUCUUUGCUGUUUUGAGAGGAGAAAGAGAAUGUGAAAUGGUCUGUGUAUUAUUGGAUUUUAAGCAAUAUUUUAGCUGCCGUGUGACCGCUUGAAUAAAUUUUUCCCAGUGUUAUUUGACUCAUACUACCAGUUAUACUAAAGCUGAAUGACAAUUGUGUGAAAGUUAAUGCCUUCAUAAGAUCAAGUAUGCCCGUUACACAGCUGAUAUGUAGUGUGUUGCCUUUGAGGCUAGUAAACGAUAAAGUUUAGGUUUUGAAUCUCGUUACAGGGUUAUUUAUAUAAUGUGACAUUAUUCAAUUCUGACAGACUACAUAAAGUAGUUUUAAAAUCUAGUGCUAUUUUUAUUUUAAAGGUUAGCAAUGAGGAGGAAAUGUCAUCUGGCUGUGUUUGUCGUCUUCUGUACAAAACCUGAAGUGCUUCUGUUUUUCUGGCUAACAGCCACAGGCACAGAGGGCAAAGCUUAAGGCUUUCUUGUAAGGACUGACUGUUCUUUUCAAGCUACUGUUUGUUUUUCUAAAACCAGGACUUGCUUCCGUAGGAGGCAAGUUCCUUCAUGUGGAAUAGUGCAACCUGUAUAUGGGUUAUUACAAUAGGAAAGACAUUUGUACUUGCACAGUUUAAAUCAUUCUUAAAUUUUGAACAUGUGAAUUGUCCAAAAGAAAUCUUUAAUUUUUUGGUAAUUUUUACUCUGUGCACAUUUGAUUUCUUAAUGGUAAAUGCUUUGUUUAAGAUAGUGUUCUCUGUUGAGAAUAUUUUCAUGGAAUAAAACAGUCUUUUCAUGG